AUGUCAAAAGGUUUCCCCCCCAUCCACGGUAUACGCUGGUUCAAUGUGGCGGUACUCACAGCAACACCCUUCCUGGCUCUCUACGGACUCCUCGCGACACCUCAUUACAAUCGGGCAACCAUUGCCUUCGCCGUCGUGUAUUACAUCUUCACCAUGCUCGGUAUGUCCCUUCUUUCAAGCUCUAAAUUCUCCUUUCUCUUACUCACAAAUCAUAGGUAUCACCGCAGGUAACGCCUCACGCUUCCCGUCUGGACCUCUUAACGCCUAAUCAAAGGCUCAGGCUAUCACAGAUUGUGGUCGCAUCGAUCCUAUAACGCGUCUCGCCCACUCCAGCUAUUCCUAAUCGCUGGAGGUAGCAGCGCCGUUCAAGGUUCCUGCUAUUGGUGGGCCCGAACGCACCGUUCUCAUCACCGCUACACCGACACUGACCAGGAUCCCUACGACUCAAAACGAGGCUUACUAUGGACCCACAUAGGUUGGAUGAUUUUCAAAUCCAACCUUCGAUCUGGGCCUGCAGACGCGUCGGAUCUCCAGAAGGAUUCCCUAAUCCAAUUCCAACACCGCCAUUACUUCCUUCUAGCAGUUAUUUUUGGCAUCAUCUGUCCGGCUAUUAUACCUGGCGUGUUCUGGGGCGAUUGGUCCGGCGGCAUAUACUUUUCUGCAACCCUUCGAUUGACUAUUGCACAUCACGUCACUCAUUGGCUUGGAUCAUCACCUUAUGAUGACGAGCUCUCGCCCCGAGACCACCUCUUGUCCGCCAUCCUCACCAUGGGCGAAGGUUAUCACAACUUCCACCACCAAUUCCCGAUGGACUAUCGCAACGCUUUCCAUUGGUACCAAUACGACCCCACCAAAUGGUUCAUCGCAUUGUGUGCCAUGCUCGGCCUCGCUUCACACCUACGUGUCUUUCCCGAAAACGAAAUUCGAAAAGGCAUGUACACUAUGAAGCUAAAAGAGCUGAAGCAAAUGCAGGACACCAUCCGCUGGGCACCGCGAGCAGCGUCAUUGCCUGUCGUUACCUGGGAGCAGUUCCAACAGGAAUCGCGAGCUGGAGACCGAAUAUUGGUCCUAAUCAGUGGAUUCAUUCACGAUGUCACUUCAUUCGUCGAUCUCCAUCCAGGUGGAAGGCGGCUCAUCGUCAGCAGCUCGGGAAAGGACAUGUCUUCAGCCUUCUUCGGAGGGGUGUAUUCGCAUUCCAACGCAGCUCAUAAUCUGUUAUCCAUGUACCGCGUCGGCGUCCUGCUCGGAGGUAUGGAGACAAUUUCCGAGCCAUCCAAGGCUAUCCCACCUUCUGAACGCCUCGUCAUCGCAAGAAAAGAUGCAGACGAAGUCGAAAGGAAAGAACAAAAAUCCUAUUAA
Messenger RNA from Coprinopsis cinerea okayama7#130, 1359 nucleotides. Its product is annotated as delta-9 fatty acid desaturase. Bases 481 to 1359 code for a protein of 292 amino acids. NCBI's taxonomy places the organism in Eukaryota, Fungi, Basidiomycota, Agaricomycetes, Agaricales, Psathyrellaceae. Gene Ontology annotation, molecular function: iron ion binding; stearoyl-CoA 9-desaturase activity; heme binding. The record is from RefSeq and is a predicted model, not a curated record. Gene Ontology annotation, biological process: unsaturated fatty acid biosynthetic process. The transcript has 4 exons. Gene Ontology annotation, cellular component: endoplasmic reticulum membrane.